AUGUCCGACUUCUCUCUAAGAUGCCUUCUUAUGAGACUAGAAAAUCUAUGGGACAAAUGGAACAUCCGAGGGGCUAUGUUGUUCAGUCUCUUGUUGCAGUUCGUAUUGGUUUUUGUGGCCCCAUUAAGAAAAUCCACGAGGAAAAAAGCUCGUCACCUACCUCCUUUGGACUGCAUAUCGUUGUCUGAUGCAGCUGCCAAGUCUUCCAUUGCUUGGCUAAGGCAUUUUUUCAGCCUUGUUACUCAAGCGGGGGCUGUUGCCUAUGUCUUCUUCCUGUCACUUCCACAUAACAACCUAAUGAUCCCCACGGCACUCAUGUUUUGCGCCGGUUUCAUCAAGUACGGGGAUCGGACACUGUCUUUGUAUUUAGCGAGCUUGGACAAAAUUCGUGAUUCGAUGACUAGAGAAGCGGAUCCUGGCCCCGACUACUCUAAACUCACGAUGGAAUACGAGUUCAAGAGAGGGGCGGGGCUUCCGACGAGAAUUGUUUUGGCACCUGAGCCAGAAGCCUCCGAUAUUCCACACAAGGAAGGCAAUCUGAAUCAUUUGGAAGUGGUGUCCUAUGCUUAUCACUACUUCCAAACAUUCAAGGGAAUUAUCGCAGAUCUCAUGUUCAGCUACCCUUUUGACGAGAGCCGUGAUUUCUUCAACAGGAGGACAGCUGAAGAUGCUCUGAGGGUAAUCGAGGUUGAACUCAACUUCAUAUACGAGACUCUGUUUACCAAGAUAGAAUGUGUCUACUCUUGGCCUGGAUUUAUUUCUCGGUGCCUAGCUUUUGGCUCGACUUUGGCUACUCUUGGAAUCUUCCAUUUCAAAACGGAGAAACAUGAAUACAAUAGAUCGGAAGUUGGAAUCACCUACACUUUGCUCCUUGGUGCCAUUUCCCUGGAUGUAAUAGCCUUCUUGUCCAUUGUCACAGAUCGUACUUUUACUUUUAUAAAUAUCAACCCUGAUCGUCCUACCCAUGGGAUCAUGGGAGUCGUGGCAUCCGUCUUCAGCAAUAUCCUUGCCCUCAAGAAAUCGCGGUGGCAUCUUUGUAAAUGUACUGAAGUGCCUAAAGACCGUCAUCAUGUGUUGGCCAAUCCCACUGCAUUUCGAAGGUGGUCUGGAUCCAUCUCAUCACACAACUUAAUAAGGUAUUGUCUGAAAAGCGAUAAGAAAAGCAUCCAUGAAUUCCCAAGUUUGCGUCUAAUCGUGUUUGGAAAAAUAUUUCAUUUCUUGGGGUUCGAUCCAGAAAAAGUUUGUUUGGGGUUCGAUCGAGUCAAAAGAAGGGUUACCGAUUGUUUUAUCAUGAUCAUCACAUGCCCUUGUACAUUUUUCUGGCGUAUCACCAACAGUUUUCCAAGGCCUAUAAAAAAGACACUAUGCUCGCCGUUUACCGAAAUUUACAGCUGGAUUGAAGAUACUCUUGACGAGUUUUUUUAUGUGUCCAUUGAGCCAUUCAUUAAGGAGCUAUGGGAAUUCAUCUUCGAUGAGCUAAAGAAGAAAGCAGAGUUCGCAGAUACUCCAGAAACUGCAAAGAGGAUAUCGUCGGCCAGAGGCGAGUGGGCUUUGACGGAUAUCGAUUCUGAGCACGAUCGUAGCAAGAUACUCAGGUAUGUGAGUGAUGUUCCAUAUGAUGAGAGCAUUCUCUUGUGGCACAUUGCGACUGAUCUAUGCUACCAAACUGAAAAGGAGGAGACCGAGUCGGAAAACGGUGGCAAGAAUCUGAAAUACAUGCACUUCAGCAAAAUACUGUCGGACUACAUGUUGUAUCUUCUCGUAUUUCAGCCAACCAUGAUGUCCCCCGUCGCUGACAAGAAGGCUUGCGGAGAAAUAUUGUUGGUGAAUACGGAUGUUGAACCUGAGCACGUGAAGGGAAACCGAAGCAAGUCCGUGUUAUUCAGUGCAAGCAUACUGGCCAAAGAGCUGAAGAGGAUGGACGAUGAAGACAAGGAGAAUAAGUGGAUGGUAAUGAGCAGAGUGUGGGUGGAAUUAGUGUCGUAUGCGGCGCGCCAUUGUAGAGGAAUUACAUAUGCUGCAGAGGUGGUACUGAUUUUCGUGGCCCCAGUAAGAAAAUCCGCGAGGAAAAAGGUCGCCAUCUUACUCAUUUGGAUUGCGUACUUGUUGGCUGACGCAGCUGCCAAUUUUGCCGUUGGUCUCAUAUCCAACAGCCAACGCGGCCAAUCUGAUUCUGAUAAGUCCGAGGAUCCGGUGAAGAAAAUUCAGAGCGGCCUAAUGGCAUUCUGGGCGCCAUUCCUUUUAUUACACCUUGGCGGCCCCGACACCAUCACUGCUUUUUCUCUCGAGGAUAAUCAGCUUUGGCCGAGGCAUUUGUUCGGCCUUGUUGUUCAAGCGGGGCUGUAUCUAUGUCUUCUUCCAGUCACUUCCCAACGACAAGCUAAUGAUCCCCACGAUACUCAUGUUUUGCGCUGGUAUCAUCAAGUACGUGGAGCGGACAGUGGCUUUGUAUUUAGCGAGCCUGGACACAUUUCGUGA
Molecule: messenger RNA, 2478 nt
Organism: Hibiscus syriacus
Lineage: Eukaryota; Viridiplantae; Streptophyta; Magnoliopsida; Malvales; Malvaceae
Exons: 4
Coding region: 1-2478 (825 amino acids)
Source: RefSeq, a predicted model, not a curated record